GUGCGUGGCGAUCGUGUGUUAUGACUCGAGGAUUUGAACCAUUUUGAGAGAAAAAUACAAAUACGAACUGUCAGAAUAAAACGUCAGAUGAUCGCCAGUCUUCAAAAUUUAGACAAUGUGUAAAAAUUUGUGCGACUUGUGCGGCUAUUAGUAAAAUUGUUUUCUCGCCAAACUUUUGUUCUCAACCGCCCUAUACUUAUUCUGGAUUAGAAUUAAACCCAACAAUAUUAAGGAAAUUGUUUAAAUAUAUUAUCGUAUAUGUUUUAACAUUUCCGGUAGGUUAGUUCAUUUACCGUAUGAUGGAGAACAGCAAUAAAAUUGUGGCACCGCACCUAAAUGCCGAAGUAUACAGGACAGAUACGACUGGAAAUGAAGCACCUUCGUAUUUAGAUUACAUUAAACUUCAUCCAGAUGGCAGUGUUCUAGUCGGCUGUUCAGAGCUGACGGGAAGAUAUUGGCUCGGGGGUGCUGCCAUCUUCAAGAAUAUUGCUGAAGCCAAGGGAAUAAACCCAAAAUCUAUGAGAAGUAUUCAGUUGGACUCUGGGACGGCUGAUGGAUGUUUCAUAGGAAAGUCGUCCAAGGUUUUAAUAUGUGAGGAUAGUGGUGCAAUCAGCAUUUUUAGCAUAAACAAGGAUGACACUUGGAAGCAAUGGAAGGAAGAGAUGACAGUGUCUGAGCAUGACAAUGGGAUUUUGGCAUUAGACUGCCUUGAGCCAGAGAAACAAUAUGUUACCGCUGGUGCUGACGGACAUAUCAAGGUGUGGGAUCUGACUGACAUGAUCUGCAUUAGGAACUAUAGUUUAGCACACUGUGCUGCGGUGUCCGGUGUCUCGGUGAGACCUAACUCCACUACAAGCUUUGCAUCUGGAUCUUUAGACAUGUACAUCACACUGUGGGAUGAUAAUAUUGACAAACCUGUUAUAGAUUUAGUAAAGAAUGACUGUGGCAUCCGUUGCUUACAAUGGGUUGAUGAAAACCAGUUGGUGUACGGAGAUGAGGCAGGUGUACUCCGAGUAAUGGACGUGAGAGUUCCUGAGAAAACUAAUGUGCUCUUCGUACUUUCUAGGUAUAUAUACAGUAUUUUGGUUUAAGUGCAUAAACUGGCAGUGCAUCCAGAGCACGGAAAAAUAGCAGUCUGCUGUGAUAACAAAAUUGUUUCCGUAUGCGACAAGGUUGCAGACAGCAAGUCGAGGGUACUGUACCACGACCGUCACUUGCACAGCAACUACGUGCGAGGUGUGGCGUGGGACAACAGUGAUAGCAACACUUUACACUCCUCGGCCUGGGACGGACUCAUCAGAACUCAUAAUGUUUCGUGAAUGUAUGUGGUACCAAUUUUAAAUAUAUUUUGAUUCUCCCACCAACCUGA
Messenger RNA from Leguminivora glycinivorella, 1369 nucleotides. RefSeq names its product methylosome protein 50-like. Gene Ontology annotation, molecular function: protein binding. The record is from RefSeq and is a predicted model, not a curated record. Gene Ontology annotation, cellular component: methylosome. Gene Ontology annotation, biological process: oocyte axis specification. Lineage: Eukaryota; Metazoa; Arthropoda; Insecta; Lepidoptera; Tortricidae. The transcript has 7 exons.